Molecule: messenger RNA, 2416 nt
Organism: Durusdinium trenchii
Lineage: Eukaryota; Dinophyceae; Suessiales; Symbiodiniaceae
Source: the annotation of a GenBank genome assembly
GGAGAUGGGAGGGAUGUUACGGGAUUGGCUUUAAGGCAUCAUGUCCAGGUGUUUCUGUGUGUACGGACUUUUGCAGCUGAUGCUGAUGAUGCUGCUGGUGGUGGUGACGAGCCGUUGAUUUUCUCGAUUUCCCACGAUUGCUAGUGUACAAUUCUCCUGUGUUCAUCCAAUUGCUCACUGGCUCAAAAGCAGGGUCGCGACUUCAUGCGACGACGUGAAAAGAAGGACCACGCCAAAGCAGCCCUAUCGGCGGACCGCUCAUCGUCUAUCGCUGUUAACAGCUUUGUCACCAGAUGCGUGGCGACUGGAGGCUUAGUGGUUUUCGCUGUGGCGAGCGCUGGCCUUUCUUUGGCUCUCCUUGGCCGCCCUGAUUUGGACGCACCGAGUGAUGGCCACGUCCGCCUUCUGGAAGCCAAGACCGAUCUCAACGGCCACGUGGUGGCCACACUGCAGAAUCAGGAGUUGGGUUUGAAAAUCCUCACCUUGGACCGCUGCAUCAUUGGAGCUCAGUACCUCCAGGAGGAGUUCCAGGACCAGGCGGCGUUCACAGGCUUUGCGCUGCAAGAAGCCGUGGUCUUCGUCAACCGAUCGCUGAGGCGGGUCCUGCAGCUGGGUUUGGGCGCAGCUUCCGUGCCUAACUUCUUGCGGUCCCGGCGGAUCCAGGUGGAUGUCGUUGAAGUGUCAGAGACAGUGAUUGACAUGGCUGAGAAGCAUUUUGGUUUCAGCUCCUGCAGAAGAGGCAACACAAAAGCCUGCCAACAAAGAUUCGGCCGCACUGUGCAGGGAGAUGGUAGGGAGUUCCUUUUUGGUCGCGAUCGGCGAUAUGAUUUGGUCAUUAGUGACGUGUUUGUGGGGUCCAACCCUGGGCAUCUUCACAGCCUGGAGGUCUUCCAACGGAUUCAGCAGCAGUGGCUUUGGCCAUCUGGAGUGCUCAUGGUGAACUUUGUCGGCUUUCAUUCUGGCCACCGCAGCCACAUCAGCCGGAAGCUCGCGCGCACCUUGCGCCAUGUCUUCGCAACGACGCGCUGUUUCCGUGAUGAGGAUCCGGCGGAACACCUGGACGCCGCGGCCAACUUGGUAUGCUUGGCCUCAGACCAGGCGUUCCAUUUCAACGUGCCAACGACCGGUGACUUCAGCAACCCAGCGCCCUUCUCCAGCGUUUGGGUGAUGAAGCAUUUCCAACAGUGGCAGGCGACGCCUGCGCUAUGCGCUCACGAGCGCAUAGACGAGCCCCCCAGCUGAGAGUUUCAAGCACAUAGCGGGACACAGCCCAUGCAAUCCAUGUCCAUUCUCCACUAAAAAUUAGAUUUUCGAGUGGGCGGGCGGGUCAUCACAGCGUGCCACCUAUACUUUCUGCAAGGCUGGUUUGCGAAAAUGAUGUUUUGCCCUUGCACCGAAAAGCGCCUUCAGAGCCGCCCUCGGAUGCCGAGCCCUUCGCACAGCGAGUUCGUGGGCGCUUGGAGCAGACACUAUUCGAAUACUUGAGAGGUCGAGGUUAGGGUAGAAGUGGGGCGCGCAUUCAGAGGGCACACACCUUCUGAGGUGCUGACUAAGACUCGAUCGAAUAGUCUAUGGGUGUGUGUAAUCAUGUGUAAUCUACUCUGAGACUUUAGGAGUAGGAUGGAGUAGGCAAAUAUAUAAUGCAGUGCAAGAAGACCUUCAUUGACGCAGGUGUUGCCUGCUGAGGAUGGCAAUGAAAGCAUCUUCCAGGAUUCACAGAAUGAGCUGCUGGAGAUGGACUCCCAAGCUGAGAUUCAAGCCCAUUUUUGGUCACAUGCUCAGACGUUGAUCCCAUCCCACGAGCCUUGCUUGCAGCAAGCCUGAAAGCUCCCCUGCAGCAAGCCUGAAAGCUCCCCUGCAUUUGACCAUGAGUUUUGUUCAAUUGGUACGUCAGGAUGAGUUCUUCGCUGGUAUGAGCUAUGUUCACAGAUGUUUAAGGCACUUGCUGGUUCCUGAACUAAGGUUUGGACAGCGUUGGGCCUCUUGUGUUGCAGUGAAUCGAGGAAGAAUUGAUCCCACAUUCACCAUUUCUGUGGGUGUGCAUAGUCCACCCCAAACCCGAUCCUAUUUUGGAGGCUGAAUCUGACACCAUGUUUCAGGCACUUGUCAAGGAACCUGGUUAAAGAUUGACGUUAGCCUGUGCCAUUGGUAAGCUCUUAGCUUUGCUAAAUUGACAAAUUGAUGUUGCUAUGAUUUUUUGUUCAUUUCCAUGUUCCCAAGUCUACGCUGCACCUUGAGGUAUUUCCGAUACACUUCCAGUCGGUUAGAAUGAACAUACCUAUUGUACAUAUUUUCUUGCGAAAUCAACCAAAUACAAUAUUGUAAUGGUUGAUUAAAAACAUUCCCAACAUUUUCCAUUGACAUGUUUGAAAUAAUUACUGUAUAUAGUUAUAGUUAUGUACAAUAAAUUGUGUCA